UCCAAAAUGGGAAGACAACCUUGUUGUGAUAAGGUUGGUUUGAAGAGAGGUCCAUGGACUAUUGAGGAAGAUCACAAGCUCAUGAACUUCAUCCUCAACAAUGGUAUCCAUUGUUGGAGAAUGGUUCCAAAACUUGCAGGUCUUCUAAGAUGUGGAAAGAGCUGCAGACUAAGAUGGAUUAAUUAUCUGAGGCCAGACCUCAAGAGAGGUGGUUUUACUGAAAUGGAAGAGGAUCAAAUUAUACAACUGCAUUCAAGACUUGGUAACAGAUGGUCUAAGAUUGCUUCACAUUUUCCUGGGAGGACCGACAAUGAAAUCAAGAACCAUUGGAACACAAGAAUCAAAAAGAGGCUGAAGCUCCUUGGUGUGGACCCUGUGACCCACAUGCCAACUGAACAAAAGGAUCACAUUGAUGAGGACAAUAAUAAUACCAAACUACAACCAAAUGUUUCCCAAGGUUCUGAAGACAAUGUGGAGAUUAAAUCCUUGGAAAGUGAUGGCACCAAAGAAAUGACAAAAGCAGAAGGGAAAGGAGAGGAAAACAUGGUGACUUGGGAUGACACUGCUGAACUUUUAAACAAUUUUGAAAUGCUAUGCUCACAAUUGGAUAUGGGAUCAUGGGUGAGCCAAGAAACCAACACUAGUACUAAUUCUUUAUGUAGUUCCUCUGUCUCUGUGGAUGAUUCUAGCAACCUUUCAAUGGGUGAAUCCACUUACCUUCAGGAAAACUCCUUAAAGCAAUGGGUUGAUAGUAUGGAUUCCAUUCUCUCAUGGGAUGGUUUCAACCCUCUUGACCAAGAUAUUUUCUUCAUGGAAAAUAGGGAAUAAGCAUGACUACCUCUUACAAGCUGCCCCUACCUUUACAAUCU
This is a messenger RNA of Gastrolobium bilobum, 869 nucleotides long. RefSeq names its product myb-related protein 315-like. Lineage: Eukaryota; Viridiplantae; Streptophyta; Magnoliopsida; Fabales; Fabaceae. The record is from RefSeq and is a predicted model, not a curated record. Bases 7 to 828 code for a protein of 273 amino acids. The transcript has 3 exons.